Molecule: messenger RNA, 1156 nt
Organism: Cuscuta campestris
Lineage: Eukaryota; Viridiplantae; Streptophyta; Magnoliopsida; Solanales; Convolvulaceae
Source: the annotation of a GenBank genome assembly
CCACUGCUGUUGCACUUACUGACCUAUCUAUUGCGGAUGUAUUUGCCUGCAUAUUGGCUUUCAUACCCACUGGAUGGGGAAUUCUCUGUAAGAUUUAAUAUAGAUUCCUCUUCCAAGUCAAUAUUUUGGAGCAACUGGUACAUGGGUUUGCGGAGAUCUCCAUUCUCCAUUCAAGGCGGUGGCAGUUCUGUCUCCGGCAAUGAAAGAGGAGGAGGAGGCAGCGGCUCUGUCUUCACCGGCGGCAAAGAAAAGAGGCGUGCAGGUUUCUGUCUCCGUCGGUGGUGAGAUAGGCAGUGGCAAGACUAUGUUGGUGUUAAGAUUAUUACAUGAACUCUCUUCUUUAUUCUAUUUGUUUGUUUAAUGAUGAUUUACCUUUGAACACAAGGAAAUAUGUUUCCAGAAUUCCAACAUAUCCUCGUCUAUUUACCAAGUUUGCUAUGUUGUCACUACAUCCUCUAUUUUUCUUGUGAGACAUUUGGUAGAUUUUGUUUCAGGAGUUAGAUAUGUUUUUCUUCCUAGGUUUUCGGCAUGGUGGUUGAAGCGCAUCCAAAAAAACUUGAUUCUUUGCCAACAUCUUUUAUUUGGUUAGUGUAAUACUCAAAAGGAGUAUGGAGAUACUACAAUAUGGAAUUUAAGUACAGGCUCUCCUUAUCUUCAGAAGAUAAAUAACAAAUGCCAAAUGUGAAAGGUCAAUGGAAGGGAUUUGACAGCAAUGAAUAUGGAUCUUCUGGCUGUGAUAAUUCUGGUGAAAAGGUUGAAGCCAAUAGUUUAAAGCGUAGAAAGAUCACAAAAAAACAUCUUUGUGAGAUUAAUGAUCUCAAGCUUGGACAAAACUCCAGAUCCGUAUAAAGUUGGCAAAGGAACUACUAAUAUCCUGCCUGAGUUCUUGAAUUUGUACGAUGAUACCAGAAGCUAUAUGAUUUUUCUGAAAAAAGAGGUCAUGUCAAUUAAUAUCAAGGAAAACUGAAAGAUCUCAAAGUUGGGCAUAUUCCAUAUUCCAAGUUUCUUAACUCUAUUGAGAGCAUCAUCAGCUUUGACCGCCUUUAUUACCUGCGAAAAGGUAUUCUCAUUAGUAUUUAAAAUACUCCGUAGAACUCUUUCAUCACAUACAUUAGCAUAUAUUUACACGACUUCUAAAUAAAUAUAUUAGCUUCGG